Messenger RNA from Caenorhabditis elegans, 1795 nucleotides. RefSeq names its product Histidine--tRNA ligase (gene hars-1). Gene Ontology annotation, cellular component: cytoplasm. Bases 12 to 1586 code for a protein of 524 amino acids. The record is from RefSeq and is marked reviewed. Lineage: Eukaryota; Metazoa; Nematoda; Chromadorea; Rhabditida; Rhabditidae. The transcript is spliced from 5 exons. Gene Ontology annotation, biological process: histidyl-tRNA aminoacylation. Gene Ontology annotation, molecular function: ATP binding; histidine-tRNA ligase activity.
GGUACACAAUAAUGUCAUCUAAAAUGACCGCCGAAAGAAAAGCAAUUCUCAUGCAAGAGGCUCAAGCUCUUGGAGACGAAAUUCGACAGCUAAAACUCGACAAGGCCGAUCAAGCAAUUAUCAAAGAGAAAGUCGCACUGAUGCAAGCGAAAAGAAAGGAGGCAGGCGAGACCGGUGCACCCGAAAAACCCGGAAAGUUUGUUCUGAAAACAGGAAAGGGAACUCGUGACUACGGACCAGCUCAAUCGGCUCUUCGCAAUUCUGUGUUACAGACAGUCACUGAAACAUUCAAUAGAUAUGGUGCAGAGACCAUUGAUACACCAGUAUUCGAGCUUCGUGAUGUUCUGAUGGGAAAAUAUGGCGAGGAAGGAGGAAAACUUGUAUAUGAUCUUCAAGAUCAAGGAGGAGAGCUUCUAUCAUUGCGUUAUGAUCUCACUGUUCCAUUUGCACGAUACUUGGCAAUGAACAAAAUCACGAAUAUUACAAGAUAUCAAAUUGCGAAAGUAUACAGAAGAGAUCAACCUGUAAUGUCUCGUGGACGGUACCGCGAGUUCUAUCAAUGCGAUUUUGAUAUUGCCGGACAGUAUGACCUUAUGCUUCCGGAGGCUGAGUGUCUGGGAAUUGUUGAUGAGUUGCUCACGAAACUGGAAAUUGGAGAGUUUUUCAUUAAUCUCAAUCACCGUCUGAUCCUCGAAGGAAUGUUUGCCGUUUCCGGUAUUCCUGCUAAAGAUUUCAAAACAAUUUGCUCAUCGGUCGAUAAGCUUGACAAAACUCCAUGGGAAGAUGUUGAACAAGAAAUGAUUAAUGAAAAGUUCCUAACUAAAGAGCAGACUGGAAAGCUGGGAGAACUUGUUCGAUUCCGAGAGCUCAAUAGCGAUCUCAACAAUUUGGAACUUCUUGAAAAAAUGUCACAACUCCCAGAUCUCGGGCAAAAUGACAAGUUUAAAAAGGGAGCCGAAGAACUGAAGGUGUUAAUUGAGUACCUCAAUGUCGAUGGAGUGACCACUGUUCGAUACGAACCAUCCCUUGCCAGAGGUCUUGAUUAUUAUACAGGUGCAAUCUAUGAAGCAGUCGCUCCUAAAGCUCUUGAAGGAACUGCUGUUGAAAACUCAGAGGAUACUGCUGGACAACCAGUCGGAGUAGGAUCAGUAGCUGCCGGUGGACGAUACGAUGGAUUGGUUAAAAUGUUCGACUCAAAAGCCAAUGUUCCAUGUUGCGGUGUUUCUUUUGGUAUCGAACGUCUGUUUGCUAUCAUGGAAGCUCGACAGAAAGUUGCCAUUCGUACGACGCAAACCGAAGUCUAUGUUGCAUCUGCUCAAAAGAAUUUGGUCAGGGAUCGCAAGAAGUUGGUAAAGAUGCUUCGAUCUGCUGGAAUCAAGACUGAAAUGGCACUGAAGGCUAAUCCGAAAUUGUUAACGCAAUUCCAGUAUGCUGAGGAAAGACGUAUUCCGCUUGCUAUUGUUAUUGGAGAGCAGGAGCUUAAAGAUGGAGUUGUCAAGUUGCGAAAUGUGGUCACCAGAGACGAACAGACUAUUAAACUCGACCAGCUGAUCACUGCCGUUCGUGACACUCUUGCCGCCCUCUAAACAAUCGAUAAUUUCUUGUUUUCUUAGCUUUCUAAUUCUCUGCGUUCACCUCACUUCAGCUUUUAUGUCCCUCUUUCCAGUCAUCAUAAUUCAUAUUUCCUGUUUUAUUGAUUUUUGCAUAGUCGGUGUUUGACUUGUUUGUUUUUCUCCUUUUUUUGUUCCAGAUUUCAUAUUUAUUUUUGUUGGUUUGAAAAUUCAGAACUUAUCAC